Molecule: messenger RNA, 2669 nt
Organism: Owenia fusiformis
Lineage: Eukaryota; Metazoa; Annelida; Polychaeta; Sabellida; Oweniidae
Source: the annotation of a GenBank genome assembly
UCGAAUAUAUAUUUAAUAACUGAGAUUAUUUACAGUCACGAUAACUGGAAAAUGCCAUAAAUUUAUUGCCAUUGAAACAUUUGUGAAAAUGAGACAUAUUUUAAUCAUUAAUUUUGCUAUUUAAGAUAAUUGUAUUUAAUUUGUUUCCGACGUUUACAUAUCAAAAGGUUGCAAUGAGCUGAGGUACGUUUCCCGAACAGUCGAGUAUCUUGCCUGAAGAAAAUGCAUCAUGAUGAAGACCGCAUGAUUAUUUAAACAUCAUACGCUUUAACUUUGGCAUUUGACCUUCCCUUUUGGGCAUCAACUUUUUACUCAAAUGUAUAAUUUAUUCUACGAUUCCACUUAAUUAUUAACAGUUUAGAGUGUAGACUAUGUACAAGCAGAAGUAGCAUAAAAAGAUCAUGAUAAAGUGAAUCCACUUUUUUAAAAAUGGAUAUUACAUCUUGGAUAUUGGUGCUAAUAAAUAUUGCGCUAUUAUUGUAUAGUUCGGGACAUUGCUCUGCAGAGAGCCUAUGCGACGAUGCCUCAAUCAUAGACAAUGAGGACAGAGUAUGUUACCUCAAAUCAGACAGUCCGGCCUCAUGGUCUAAAGCUGGGGAAGAUUGUGGUAAGAAAGGCGGAGAACUACCAGUUCUCAGCGAUGCCCACAGAAAUGACUUCUUUGUUAACGCUUUAAGGAAAGAAAGCAUGGAUGACAUUUGGAUUGGAGCAAACCAAACAGCUUCACAUUGGCAUUGGCUAAGUGGAGCUCCUAUUCUGGAACAGGGCUGUUACUUGGACUUUGAAACAAGAGAUUUCGAAGAACGCGCGCUAAGUAACGCAGGGAACCUCACAUAUGACUAUUGUAUUGACCAAUGCAGCACAUACAAAUUCGCAGGUCUACAGGCUGGACGAGAAUGUUGGUGUGGAAAUAGCUUCAACAAGUAUGGUGUUCCCGAGAGCAGGGAGGAAUGGUGUGCCACACCAUGCUCCGGACAGGGGGAUAGGUUAUGCGGGGAUAGUUGGAAAAAUACAGUUCUGGCCAUUGGUGGUUUGUUCACAUCAUGGGCAGAGACCCAGCCAAACAACUACAAAAACCACCAGGACUGUGCAGCUACUAAUAGAGAAGGGAUUUGGUUUGAUGAGACAUGCACAAUGUCAUUUUAUUAUCUCUGCGACAUAGAUCGGAGUGAGGAAGACUGUAGGGGAAUGGAUGGAAUCUUUAUAAACAGUAGCUGCGUUACUCUUUCCACAGAGAAACGUUCCUGGUUUGAAGCUACUAAUGCAUGCCAGUCAAAGAUGGGCAAUCUUUUAGAAAUCGAAUCAGAACAAUUUCAAGAUGAUCUUAAACAACGAUUACGAUCUCGUAUUGGUGAUAGAGAAAAAUACUGGAUUAAUUUGGUAAAAACACGCUGGCAAUGGAGUACAGGUGAUCCUGUAAUGGAGUUCCACUGGUCAGAAAACCAUCCCAACGUAUCUACAGACCAAUGUGUAGCAAUGGUGGAAAACGAGGGCCGGUAUAUGUGGCAGAUAACUCCUUGUGAUCAGCCUAGGAACUAUCUCUGCCAGAUUGUGAUGCCUGAAGAAACAACCACAACUGAAGCUCCUACUACAACGUCUACCACUACCACGACGACCACUGUGCCUACUACCACAAAGAAACCAACCACUGAACCACCGACCCCUGAGCCAGAAACUACAACCGAAGAUCAAUUUAAUAAUUGGCCUACCUCUGAACCAGGACCCGCUGAGUCUGGAGAUGAUGAUUCGGGAACGUACAGCGGUUUGGAUGUUGGCGUUGUCAUAGCCUUGUCCCUUGCUGGGGCAUUGUUGAUCUUUACUUGUAUCUUUGGCGCCUUUGUCUGCCAUCGAGCUUUGAAGAAAUCACGUGGUGGUAGAAAACUGACUGAUGACGGUCCCAGUCCAAUCAAUGGAUACAAGAACAACAAUCCACAUCACCAGAAUCCCCAACCCCACAACGUUUAUGAACUUAACACCAAUUAUGUUAACCCACCAGCGAAACAAGAAGUGAAACCAGAUGACAACAUCUAUGACACUACACUUAAAACAAACUGGGUUGAAGUUAAAGAUAACACUGAGAAUGAAUAUGCUGAACCUCCUAAUGAAUCAGAGUAUGCCAAUACGGAGGUAAUCAACGAACAUAACGAUGAAGACCUUGAGAGGAAUAAAGUUAAUGCUGAACGUAUAAGGGCAGUAAAGUCUAAGAACAGGGCCAGGGCAAUAGGACAUGACGUGUUUAACAGUGCUGAAAAUAUUCCUGGACAAGUAAACCAGGGAACAGAUCUUUAGACUUUAGAGUUCUCAUAUUGUAACAACAUGGAAAUUCAAAACUAUUUGUUAAUCUGACUUCAAUUAAUGCUCCAUUCUCUGUGACAUUUAAAAUUAUCAAAAUGUGAUUUGUAAGUUGAUUAAGUGAUCAUUUUUAUUUAUUUUAAAAGUAGAAUCAUCAAACUUGAAGGCAGAGUCAAUGGAGAUACAAUGUUGGCGAAUGUUGUAGCCUACAUGUUAUGGUAAUUCAUACAUAUUUUUUCUUAUGCAUCUCGUCUACAGGAUUAUUUUGGGGAAAAUCAUUGCAAAAUGAAUAUGAAACUAAUUCAAACCGUGAUCUGAUUUGUUUGUAUCUCCGUUGACUUUUGCCAUUAAAUACUCAUAUGAUGUAUUGUUUUAGA